GAAUAGCUGUUAUCUGGAUUCGGUCGAUCUCGAUGACAAAUCAUGAGAGAGUUUCUUAUCUAGCGCGAGAAGGGAGAAAGUCUGUGAUUCCGACAACGCCAGGCCCAAUCAGAACAAAAGAGGAUCGGAGGAGGGAAAAGCACAAAUAUUUACCGAGAAAAAGUGACAACUCGUUCUCUUAGUGCACCACAGACCGUUGAUCAUGCUCAUUGUGACAAUGUCGUGUAAAUUACAUCCCUCAACUCGUUGAAACAUCAGUCAGACUUCUCGCCCAAGACAUGAAGAAUCCGAAGGAGUACGUUGAUCUCUGUGACGAUGACCUCACCUACGAUGACUUGACUGAGAAUGAGUCCGUGUUAAGUGGAUCAGUGAACGAUGUGUUGGACAACAUCGCCGAGAAUCCCGUGGACCUGGACGAGUUCCUGAAGGAACUAACCAUUCCCAAGGAGUUCCAGGAUUCAUCCUCCAAGCUGAGAAAUCUUCAUAUCAGCCCAGUUCAAAUGCCCACGCCCCCUUCAGUGACGAGCAAGGUUCAAGUGAAUAUGGUGAAUCCAUCCUACCAGGACUCCUAUGAAUCUCAUUGGGAUUUGCCACCUCCAGCUCUUCAGGAAGCUUCCCAAGAGACUCCCAUGCACAUUCCAAAGUCAUUGUUAGUCCGGAACGUCGGCCCCAAAGUUGUCAUUGAACGUCGAAGCCCUCUAGAUCCGCCAUCCCCAUUCGAUCCUCGGAAGCAGGAUUACUCCAUUGUGAAGCUCAACCGCAUGAAACCCUCCAAUCUGAAGAAAUCCCACAGCUCGACUCAACUCAAAUUCAACGAAGACGCCAUGACCACCAGUGACAAAAUGAUCAAUGAAUACAUGGACAAGGUGCAUUCGUUCAAAGAGAAAGAUUCGAAUCCCGAGUCAGCCAUCAGGGACACCGUGCCAAAGAGCGUCCAAGCAAAUACCCAUGCCAACAACCUGGCCUCCGAGUUCAUGAGGUUUCGCGAGGAGAAAUUCGGCCUCAUUGGACCGGAGGGCGAAGGACAGGGUAAAAGUGCCUCCAGAUACCAUGUUCAACAAGAGUCUAGACCUGGUAUCAAGUCCCCCGGGCAAUUCCAAGCGAGCAACCCUAAAUCCAACCCAAGCAUUAAUCAAACGGCCAAGUGGUCGAGCACCGAGGAGAUCUCCACCAAGAAUCUCGACACGAACUUCUUCGCGGAGGGUGGACCCAAAUUCUGGAGCCCCCGGAACGCCCCGCCCAGUCCGACGAUCGAGCGCAAAAAAGACAAGGACUUUAAGCCCAUUCAUUUCGAUUCGAACUCGCUGAAGCGCCAAUCGAGUCAGUCUGGUCAGCGGUCCCACUCCAGAGGCGCGAGUGAGGGUGGACUGGCGAAGAUCAACCCCACGGAUUCGUUUGCCUGGAAGGACAAGACUUUGGACAAAGAUCUGAAAACCUUGCGGUCCACGCCCAAGUCCUUUGACGACCAGGAGAGUCAGAUAUACAAUCCGCGUCGGGAUCGGGAACGGGACGACCCACGGCUGAACGAGUCACUUGGAACCUGGUCCAAGAAAUCUCAAUUGCCCAAGGCGCCAGAUCCACAAGUGGUUCUGUUACAGAAAGCCAGAGAGGAGAAAAAGGUUCGCCGAUAUCUGGACUCGAACUUCCAAAACCGACCUGAUCUGGUCCACCCGGAUCAGCGGAUCCGUGACUACGAGAGCGAAAACGAGGAUCUCCACAUCUCCCCUCGACACGCUCCAUACAAAGGGGUGGGACCUAGAACCAAAGACGGGAUGCCAAUAGGACUGCGCUCUGAGAUUGACAGGGAUUUUGUUAACGUUUGGUACCGCGAUAUGUUCAAAUCCCUGAAUCGAAAGGGACCGAGAAGUGGUUAUUCAUCAGAGCCCGAUCACAAAACCAAAGAGCUUUACGCCAAGAAGUACGAUUUGGAAGGAACCCCUGGAUCUCCCCCGCGAUCCCCUCCAUCGUAUCGUAAACAAGAAUCUCGAUUUGAGCGCGAGCAGAAGCUCAAGGUCGGGUCCGUGGAUCUCUAUCGACCUGGUGCCAAUCCCAACUUUGACGAGGAGACCUCCUCCGCCCAAAAGAAAUAUGAACAAGAGCACUUCCGGGUCCAGCCCGGUCCCAUUGGGAAGUACGCCCUAGGCCAAGGCUCUUUGGCCACGUUGGAAAGGAACAAGGGCGAGGGCUGCGGUAUCACUAAGUACGCCUCGAGCCAUUCGUAUAUGCCUUUGCGAACCUCUCGAUCAACCCACAACCUAGUGGAGCCUUCGUCCAAUGGAAAAUUUCACAUGCAAACUGCUUUAAAAGACGGAUACGAGAGUGAUUCUUCGCUGGUGAUUCGCCGUUUGGACACCCCUGGAUAUCAGACUCCCGUCGAAGCCAAAUCCGACUACAAUCGCAUCCAACGCGGAGGCGACGUUCCACAUUACGGACUGAGAAUGAGUGCACCUGAAAAAUUAAAAGAUGUUGAAGAUGAGCUUGUGGGCCUAAGUGUUGACACUGUUGAGUGCCUCGAAGUACCCAAGGAAGAAGUUGCCAUUCUCGAAGAAGUUGCUGAGGUUCACGUUGCUCAGCCUUGCAUGGUCACUGACCAAGGAGAAGACGAGGAAGAAGAGCUCCCGGAAGAAGCACCACCCAGCGACAUGAAGGACACGGAGGAAGUGAUUGAUCCUCCAGCGCCACCAAAGCGAUCCUCUCAAACCAACCAACGACUCAAGCGUUGGUCCAAAAUGAUCAAGUACUCCCUUCCUUCGGCGAAGACUUCCAAGCCCGGCAAGGAGAAGGAGAAGAAAUCUUUGAAAGAGAAACUAACCGAAGGAGAACUGGCCAUUUUCUUGAAAGAGCGCCGUGCUGUGUCCGAAUCUCGAUUCCGGAUCUUGGACAAGAUCAGUGGUCAAAUGGACCUGAUGCGUCCCAAAUCUGAUCCGAAAAUUGACACGGACGAGGCUUGGAGUUCAGGCAUAGCCAGUGGAACGUUGAAUAGUCUAAAGGAACGAUUCGAGGAUCGUUCCCAACUCAAGAGCCCACCUUUGGUCAUGUCGUCUGACGAGGGCACCAAGGCCAGAUCUCGAUCCUCCAGAAGAUCCCAUUCCCAAGAGAAGCUGGACGAGAUUGACACCGACAAGCGAGUUCAAAUUACCGUCUCCAUGAACCCCAAAGCUAAGAAAAUCGUUGUCCUCAAGGAUGAGCAGGACAAUUCCACGACCUCUCCAGAAACGGGGGGCGAGGACGACAAAAAGGAGCUCAAGAAGCGAAAAAAGGACAAGUUGAAGGAGAAGAAGAAGAAAAAGGACAAAGAAAAGGGGAGCGGGUCGUCGGAUAAAGACGAAAAGAAGAAGGAGAAGAAGCGACUCAAAAAGGAAAAGGAGAAGAAGCAGCAAAAGAGGGUGACCAUUCUGAAUGGGCGGAACUUGUGCAAUGGAGCGCCUCCUGCCAUUCCCCCACCGCCCAAAGAGGUGGACCUAGAUUGGACCCAAGCCCAGAGAGAGAAGUUCUUUCAGACCCUGCUAAUGAACGAGGCCAAUCUGCGGAACAAUGAGCGCCAAUCCAGGCCCAUGGAGAAAAAGAAGUCCAAUUUGAAGAAGAGCGCCUCCGUGAUGGUCAAGCGCACGACGCCCACUUUGGACCCCUAUCUGCGGGAGAAGAAGAUGGUGAGCGAGUCCAUCUUCAAGCGAUGGCAGCCCCCACCCUCCAAUGAUGAUCGUCGUCCAGGAUCAGCGGCCUCGAGACCAAGUGCUUUAUUGAGUAGCGAGAAUUUCUUUGACAAUCGGAGCAAGUUUGAGAAUGGACAUGUCCCAGUGGUGACCUUUCCCAGAUCGUUAUCCAACCUGGAGAAAAGAGAUUUGAGUUCCUACCGUGAUUUUCAACCCCGAAGAGGCUCGCCAUCCCCGGGUCGACCUCAAUCGGGCCUUUCCCAUCAAUCGGAUAUUGGGCGUUCCAUGAGUCUGCCUCGGCCCACGUCAGGCUUGUCGGGGGUGUCCAACCUCUCAGAGAGUGAGAGGGACGAGUACAAGAACUACAUUCUCGAGACCUUGCAUACCACUCAAAAGAGUCCCCGAUUCCAGCAGCUUCAAGCUUACUAUAACCUCUUGGACAAGGCCUUGAAGUUGGAAAAGAAGUCCGACAACAUGGAGAUCCACAAGCUGAAAAGCGACGAAGUGAUCGACUUUGAGACUUGGAGGAAAUUGAGAGUCAAGGAGAAGGCCAGGGAUGAGUUAGACCUGCUCUUGGAUAGUCUUCGGGCCGCUCAGAAGGCCAGACAGUUCCACUUCCGGCCAAAGGAAGUGGACACUGUGCGCUGGCGUGGAGAUAUUCGAUUGCGAGGUCGCGACCGCUCUGUUGAGAACCUCAAGUCCCAUUUCAAUAAGAUCGUCGAGACCAAUGGGAUGACGCCAGACCAGCUGCACAAAGUCGAAGAUCUGAACUUGAAGAAGGACAUCUACAAGCCCCUCUGGCGGGCCAAGAGUGUAACUGACGUAACCGACGAUAUCAAGAAAACCGAUUCCAGGAACAAAUACUCCGAGGGCGAGGUCAACAUUCACUUCAAGAGUCCCGUGCGUCAUGAUCAGAAGCCCUAUGUUCCAGAAGAGGAACUUCGGCGGCGUCAGGAGAAGCAAAUGAAGGAGUUCUACGAGGGAAUCGAAGAGAAGAAACAAAAGCAACUCCAACAAGACAUGAUGAACAGAAAACACCACGACACGCUAUUGCCCAACCAAAAAUCCCCGGUUCCACUCAACCGUUAUGAGGAUUUCAAAGGCGAGCCUCCCAGAAGUCCCUACUCAACUUUGGGCAAGCCUUCAGAUAACGCCAAGAAGGUGGCCAGGGCCUUGUACAACUUCCAGGCUCAAAACUCUCGCGAAUUGGGUCUGAAGAAGGGCGACCUGGUGUUUGUGAGGCGACAAGUGGACGGCAAUUGGUUUGAGGGCGAACGGAACGCCAUGAUCGGGAUCUUCCCCGUGUCCUAUGUGGAAAUGGUGCCGGAGCAUGAGGUGGGCACCCUGAAGAACGCCAAACGAGCCGCCAUGGACAACGCCAGAACCAUUCAAGAAGGUCAAGCCCGGGCCAAGUUCAAUUUCCAAUCACAAACCCCCAUGGAACUCUCGUUGGUCAAAGGAGAGUCAAUCACCUUGAUUCGCCGCAUUGAUCGGAAUUGGUACGAGGGUCGGAUUGGCAGUCGAAAAGGUAUCUUCCCCGCCACCUACAUUGAUGUGAUCAUGGAACCCGGUGAAAAUAGAGGCAUCUCUCCCAAACCGAUUGCGGCCCCUGCCGCCCACGGCUUACUCAAGUCAGGCCCACUCCCGCCUUCGAACUACAUCCCUCCCAACAUGAAUGUUAGCAGUCCAUACUCGUCAUUGCCGAGACCUGACUCGUCCAUGUCUCAAGCGGUCAAAUCUGUGCGGGCAGAAGAGUCCUCCCUACAAAUUCAGUCCUCCAAUGAGCCGUUGCCGUAUCGAGCCCUGUACAACUAUAAGCCUCAAAAUGAGGACGAGGUGGAACUUUGUGAAGGGGAUAUUGUCUAUGUUAUGGAACAAUGUGAUGAUGGAUGGUUUGUGGGCACAUCACAACGAUCAGGGAUCUUUGGCACCUUCCCCGGGAAUUACGUCACGAAGGCUUAAAAAUCAGCGAUUACUCACGCAUCGGCGAUAUUAUUACUACUAUUAUUAUAUGUUGUGACACUCUACACAACACACUAAUAUUAUGACACUCUUACAAACCAAAUCACACACUCUUCCUGUACAGAAAUGGUCCACUAAUUUACCUCAAGGAACACCAUUGUAAAAACGAAAAAAAAGAACCUUCAGUUCACAUCACAAGGUUGUGCCUCCAAUUAUGAUCUUCACGAUUUCUCACUCACCUUCUUCCUCCUCCUCCCUCUCCUCCUUCACUGCCUUUUUAGUCCUAAAAACUGUACUAAUGGAUUUCAAUCUUCAGUAAGUCAAGAACUACUAAAUAUGACAUGUACUACUAGUCAAACUUGGUUUGGAACGAACGGAAGGGCAAAUGAAAUACCGCUUUCAAAAUUGUGUUUUCCCGUGCCUUGAAUGUGAAUUUCAUGCGUGCUACCCAAAACAAUGGAGAAAAGAAAACCUUGCAAAAACACCUUACUCGCACUUAAUCUGUCCACACAAUAUACGAUGCACAAAAAGUAUAUAUAAGUGAAUAAAGACACCCCUAUGCUUCAUUCAA
Messenger RNA from Tigriopus californicus, 6186 nucleotides. Its product is annotated as titin homolog. The transcript has 18 exons. Gene Ontology annotation, molecular function: protein binding. Lineage: Eukaryota; Metazoa; Arthropoda; Copepoda; Harpacticoida; Harpacticidae. The record is from RefSeq and is a predicted model, not a curated record. The coding region runs from base 279 to 5615 and encodes 1778 amino acids.